This is a messenger RNA of Sinocyclocheilus rhinocerous, 1692 nucleotides long. Its product is annotated as galactocerebrosidase-like. Lineage: Eukaryota; Metazoa; Chordata; Actinopteri; Cypriniformes; Cyprinidae. Gene Ontology annotation, biological process: galactosylceramide catabolic process. Gene Ontology annotation, cellular component: lysosome. Gene Ontology annotation, molecular function: galactosylceramidase activity. The record is from RefSeq and is a predicted model, not a curated record. The annotation marks the transcript as partial. The transcript is spliced from 15 exons.
GUUCAAGCCCAACUUUGGAGCUUCAUUGCACAUCCUAAAAGUAGAAAUAGGAGGCGAUGCUCAAACCACAGAUGGCACAGAACCCUCUCACAUGCACAGUAAGGAUGAAGCCAAUUUUUUCCGUGGAUAUGAGUGGUGGCUUAUGAAAGAAGCCAAAAAGAGAAAUCCAAACAUCAAGCUGAUUGGUCUUCCCUGGGCAUUUCCGGGAUGGGUAGGAGAGGGAACCCAAUGGCCUUACUUCUUUCCAAAUGUUACUGCCGACUAUGUUGUUACAUGGAUAUAUGGAGCAAAGCAGCAUCAUAACCUUGACAUUGAUUAUAUUGGGAUAUGGAAUGAAAGAAAAUAUGAUCCAGUAUACAUUAAGGUGCUGAGAGAUACUUUGGACAGUGUUGGUUAUACAAAUGUUGGCAUCAUUGCUGCAGAUGGAGACUGGUCCAUUGCAGCUGCCAUGCUGGAGAAUCCAUAUCUGAAUGAUGCUGUUGAGGUGAUAGGUGUCCACUACCCAGGCACCAAAACAGUGGAGGAAGCUCUGUUAACAGAGAAGAAGCUCUGGUCCUCUGAAGAUUACAGCACCUUCAAUGAUGACAUUGGUGCCGGAUGCUGGGCUCGUAUAUUAAACCAGAACUACGUGAACGGCAGAAUGACCUCGACUAUAUCCUGGAAUUUGAUAGCAAGUUACUAUGAGAAUCUGUCUUUUGGUGGAGAUGGGCUGAUGACUGCCGAGGAACCCUGGAGUGGACAUUAUCUAGUAGAAUCUCCGAUAUGGAUGACUGCACACACUACUCAAUUUACACAGCCAGGCUGGUUUUAUCUGCAGACUGUAGGGAAUCUCGCCCAUGGAGGAAGUUACGUGGCUUUAACAGACCGUCAAGGGAACCUCACAAUUGUUAUUGAAACCAUGACACACAAUCACUCUCAGUGCAUUCGGCCUCCUCUACCGCAGUUUGACGUCUCCCCUCAGAAAGCCACAUUUCAGCUCAAAGGUUCUUUUGCACAUCUCACUGACCUUCAAAUGUGGUACUCAAAAUUGGAUUUUGAGACCAAAAAAGAUACACUGUUUCAGCGGAGCAGUCCUGUUAAGGUCUAUAAUGGUUCCUUCACCUUAAGACUAGAUGUUGAUGAGGUUUACACGAUCACGACAGUCAACACUGGACAAAGAGGCUCCUACCCAGAGCCCCCCAAAUCCCGCCCUUUUCCAAAGAAUUACUCUGAUGACUUCACUGUCGAUAACCCUCCAUUCUCCGAGGCCCCGUAUUUUGCUGAUCAAACCGGUGUGUUUGAGUACUUCAGAAAUAGCACAGAUAAUGGCUCGCAUGCCUUUACCUUACGGCAGGUGGUCACUGAACGGCCGGUCACCUGGGCUAGAGAUGCCGACCAGACCAUCAGCAUAAUAGGGGACUACAGCUGGGCAGACCUCGAUGUGUCCUGUGCCGUCCUCAUUGAAACUCCCAUCACUGGAGGCGUGUUCCUGGCGGCCCGGGUUGAUCAAGGUGGAGAGUCCGUCAGAGAAGCAAAGGGUGUCUUUUAUUGGAUUUAUGCAAAUGGCACCUAUAAAGUGACAAAUGAUAUAGGUGGACAAAGAGUUCUUGCUGAAGGGCUGUCAGGAACAAGGGAAGGUGUAUGGUAUACCUUAACCCUUAGUGUCGUCUCAUUUGUAGCAUCACCGUUAAAAGGCUAUGCCUUCGGGAUUGG